Molecule: messenger RNA, 9111 nt
Organism: Mus caroli (Ryukyu mouse)
Lineage: Eukaryota; Metazoa; Chordata; Mammalia; Rodentia; Muridae
Gene: Zmiz1
Product: zinc finger MIZ-type containing 1
Biological process (GO): regulation of transcription by RNA polymerase II; protein sumoylation
Cellular component (GO): chromatin
Molecular function (GO): zinc ion binding; SUMO ligase activity
Source: RefSeq, a predicted model, not a curated record
UGUCUCUGCCUCUCCAGCACUGGAAUGAUGGGUGAAACAGCCCUUUUUACCCCUUUUUACGUGGGUUCUGGGGAAUCAGAGUCAGGCCCUAAGCUCUUAACCCACUGAGCUAUCUUCCCAGCCCUGGGCUGUGUGCACAGCCACAGAAACCAGUUCUUUACAGUUUGACAGUGAGAGAUCUUACUUGUCUGUUCACUGAGGUCCCCUUGGGGGCCCACUAGCUUUCUGCCCUCUUCCUGCUUUGAGAUGUGUCCCUAGACAGUGCCUGGGUCAGAGAAACCCUGAGUCAAGCUGGGUGUAGCCACAAGUGCUUAGAAGGAAGCCUCUACCAUCAUCCGGAUGGUUCUGCUGCACAGAACACCCAGAUACUCAGGGAGUGGGGUCCCCAACAUGGUUCCCACCUUUUUGGGAUCUUAAAAAAAAGUCAUCUUUUUUUCCAAGUCCCAAGACUAUCACUGAUUCUUUACCUCUGGCUAGCAUCCAGCUGUCAAACCGGUGCUUUCUGUUUCCUGCCUGAGUACUGCCUUGAUUUGCCUUGUUUGAACAGCUACUUUAAUUUUUUCUCUUUGGGAUCCCUUCUAGUGAUAAAUACACGUCUCGUUUUAUUUGGAUUUCUCAUAGAGAACAGCAGGGAGGGUUAGUGAGCUCUGCCUUGAUUGUUCUUCACUCUGUACCUGGUUUGAUGGUGGUGUUUGUUGUUGUUGUUUACUUCUGGAGCCCCAGUCCUCCAACCCUUUUCAUUGUCUGCUGACACCUAUGUGCAGUUGGCUGGCAGUGCAUUUGCUAGUGUGCUAGUGCAGGCUUCACCCUGCACAAACGCUGCUUAUGUGGUAGCUCCCUGCCAAUGAUAAAUUUAUUAAAUAACAUCCUGGAGAACAAUGGUAAAGUGUCUAUGGGGAGGGAAGACUUUAUUCUAAACGUGCAUAAGGUCACCUUAAGACUCAGGCUAGGGUUGUUAUCACCUGGCUGAGCUGCCUGCAACUUGGAGUCACCUUGAUGCCACCCUAGGCCUGCAACCAUGAGAUUGGCUUUCUGUCCUAGGCACUUAUCUUGUGGUAUAACACCUAGACUCGACCUUCUAAUGCCCAAAGCCCUCUAGACUCCGUUCUUGCCCUGUCUCCCCUUGGCCACCAGAAUGGAUCUAAAUAGAAGACACCUGAGCCAUGGACACCUGCCCCCUUUGCUCACUAAUCCUCUGGGCCUUACCACAGCAAGGCCUGGCCUUGAGGCCACCUGUUAUCAGGCCCCUGCCAUGACUUCACUUAUACAGACUUUGUGCAUUCUGUUUCCUCUGCUCUGUAUGCCUGGGGAACUCCUAAGCACCCUGCAAAGCCUGCCUCAAGCCACAGCCCGCCCUAGCCCAACAGCAGAGUCAAGUGUAUAGGCCUCCCUUGCCCGAUUCCUCAGGCGCUGCUUGCCGACUUCUGUGGGAUCCUUUGUCGUCAGGAUGGCCGCCACUCUCAGCCUCGACUCGCCAACACCCUGCACUGCGGCUGGCAGCUAGCAAGCAUUCCAGAACGCUCUCUACACAGUGAAUAAUAAGUGACGCCACCUUUGACACAGUGCUGGUGGGUUUGUGGUUUGGAUGCACAUCCUCGCAUUCAGGAGGAGUGAACCACCUCAGUGUGGUUCAUUCCCAGAUUGCAGCUGGGCCCAUAAGCCUGUCCCGGCCCCUCUGUGCCUUCUUGACCUUCUUCACCUUCCCAGUUGGAGCAGAGAGCCUGGCCUGGCUCUCAGAGCAUCUUCAGGGCAAGGCAAAUGUGCAAAGUGGUCGGGUCUGGAGACAUCUGUACUUCAGUUACUCCUCUGCCUUGCUGACUGCCCUGGUUUUGCUGGCUUGGAGAACUCUCUCAGUUUUGGAAGCCUGGCCAGUCUGAAGGGCCUCUUGGGCAAGACCCUGGGCAGAACUGGGGCCUGAGCCACAUAGGCAGCCUACACACCAGGCAAGUCUAUGGCAAAUGGCCCUGGCUUGCCAGCUCUGGGGAGGGUAGAGGGAGGGCCACCUUCUGCUGGGUAAACAUGGUGUCCAGGCCUGCCCAGGCACGUCCCUGGCUCUUUCUGUUAAAGACACAGGACAGCAUUUCAUUUCACCAAGGCUGGAGUUGCUGGAUGGCAAUGAGAAAUGACAGGACUCAGACAGCAUAGAAUCCACUCAGCAUCUCCUUCACCACAGCCUCCCUUCCCCAACAUCACAAUAGCCUUGAGUUGUGAUCGACUGGCAGGAGCCCUAGCAGGAGGAUGGACCUUGAGUGAAGUGGAAGAGCUGUGAGUGGCUGGCCAGCACAGGAACACUAGUGUCUCUCGGCUCACUGAGGCUGGACCACGUUCAUGGCUCUCGGGUAGGACCCAGCGAAACGGCCAGAAUGAAUUCUAUGGACAGGCACAUCCAGCAGACCAAUGACCGUCUGCAGUGCAUCAAGCAGCACUUACAGAACCCCGCCAACUUCCACAAUGCUGCUACAGAGCUGCUGGAUUGGUGUGGAGACCCUCGAGCCUUCCAGAGGCCCUUUGAGCAGAGCCUCAUGGGCUGCCUGACGGUUGUCAGCCGUGUGGCUGCCCAACAAGGGUUUGACCUGGACCUGGGCUACAGACUCUUGGCUGUGUGCGCUGCAAAUCGAGACAAGUUCACCCCCAAGUCUGCUGCCCUGCUGUCCUCCUGGUGUGAAGAACUUGGCCGCCUGCUGCUGCUGCGACAUCAGAAAAGCCGCCAGAACGACCCCCCUGGGAAACUGCCCAUGCAGCCCCCCCUCAGCUCCAUGAGCUCCAUGAAACCCACUCUGUCGCACAGUGAUGGGUCAUUUCCUUAUGACUCUGUCCCUUGGCAGCAGAACACCAAUCAGCCUCCCGGCUCCCUCUCCGUGGUCACCACGGUGUGGGGAGUGACCAACACAUCCCAGAGUCAGGUCCUCGGGAACCCUAUGGCCAAUGCCAACAACCCUAUGAAUCCAGGUGGCAACCCCAUGGCAUCAGGCAUGAGCACCAGCAACCCCGGCAUCAACUCCCCACAGUUCGCAGGGCAACAGCAACAGUUCUCUACCAAAGCUGGCCCUGCACAGCCCUAUAUCCAGCCCAACAUGUACGGCCGACCUGGCUACCCUGGUAGCGGGGGCUUUGGAGCCAGUUACCCUGGGGGUCCUAGUGCCCCAGCAGGCAUGGGCAUCCCUCCACAUACUCGGCCUCCUGCUGACUUCACCCAGCCAGCGGCUGCUGCUGCAGCAGCUGCAGUAGCAGCCGCCGCCGCCACAGCCACAGCCACAGCCACAGCUACAGUGGCAGCCUUGCAAGAGACACAGAACAAGGAUAUAAACCAGUAUGGACCGGUGUGUUCCUCUUUCCAGAUGGGUCCCACCCAGGCGUAUAACAGCCAAUUCAUGAACCAACCCGGGCCUCGGGGGCCUGCCUCCAUGGGGGGCAGCCUGAACCCUGCCGGCAUGGCAGCUGGCAUGACACCCUCGGGCAUGAGCGGCCCUCCCAUGGGCAUGAACCAGCCCCGACCACCCGGCAUCAGCCCCUUUGGCACACACGGGCAAAGGAUGCCCCAGCAAACCUACCCAGGCCCCCGGCCCCAGUCCCUUCCUAUUCAGAGCAUAAAGAGGCCAUACCCGGGAGAGCCCAACUAUGGAAACCAGCAAUAUGGACCAAACAGCCAGUUCCCCACCCAGCCAGGCCAGUACCCUACCCCUAACCCCCCAAGGCCACUCACAUCUCCCAACUACCCUGGACAAAGGAUGCCGAGCCAACCCAGCACCGGACAGUACCCACCCCCCACAGUCAACAUGGGGCAGUAUUACAAGCCAGAACAGUUUAAUGGACAGAACAAUACCUUCUCCUCCGGAAGCAGCUACAGCAGCUACAGCCAAGGGAGCGUCAACAGGCCUCCCAGGCCGGUUCCUGUGGCGAAUUACCCCCACUCACCCGUUCCAGGGAACCCCACUCCCCCCAUGACUCCCGGGAGCAGCAUACCUCCCUAUCUGUCCCCCAGCCAAGAUGUCAAACCACCUUUCCCACCUGAUAUUAAGCCAAAUAUGAGCGCUCUGCCACCACCCCCAGCCAACCACAAUGACGAGCUACGGCUCACAUUCCCCGUGCGGGAUGGCGUGGUUCUGGAGCCCUUCCGCCUGGAGCACAACCUUGCUGUCAGCAACCACGUGUUCCACCUGCGGCCCACGGUUCACCAGACGCUGAUGUGGAGGUCAGACCUGGAGCUGCAGUUCAAGUGCUACCACCAUGAGGAUCGACAGAUGAACACCAACUGGCCAGCCUCCGUUCAGGUCAGCGUCAACGCCACACCCCUCACGAUCGAGCGGGGAGACAACAAGACCUCCCACAAGCCCCUGCACCUCAAGCAUGUAUGCCAGCCUGGCCGGAACACCAUCCAGAUCACUGUCACCGCCUGCUGCUGUUCCCACCUCUUUGUGCUGCAGCUGGUACACCGGCCCUCUGUGCGCUCCGUGCUGCAGGGCCUCCUCAAGAAGCGCCUACUGCCCGCUGAGCACUGCAUCACGAAAAUCAAGCGGAAUUUCAGCAGUGUGGCUGCCUCCUCGGGCAACACAACUCUCAAUGGGGAGGAUGGCGUGGAGCAGACCGCCAUCAAGGUGUCUCUGAAGUGCCCCAUCACAUUCCGGCGCAUACAGCUGCCUGCUCGAGGCCACGAUUGCAAGCAUGUACAGUGCUUUGACCUGGAGUCAUACCUCCAACUGAAUUGUGAGCGAGGGACCUGGAGGUGUCCAGUGUGCAAUAAAACUGCUCUGCUCGAGGGUCUGGAAGUGGAUCAGUACAUGUGGGGGAUCCUGAACGCCAUCCAACACUCCGAGUUUGAAGAGGUCACCAUUGACCCCACGUGCAGCUGGCGGCCAGUACCCAUCAAGUCAGACCUCCACAUCAAGGAUGACCCCGAUGGCAUCCCCUCAAAGCGGUUCAAAACCAUGAGCCCCAGCCAGAUGAUCAUGCCCAAUGUCAUGGAGAUGAUCGCCGCUCUGGGCCCUGGCCCAUCUCCCUACCCCCUCCCACCUCCUCCUGGGGGCACCAGCUCCAACGACUACAGCAGCCAAGGAAACAACUACCAGGGUCAUGGUAACUUUGACUUCCCCCAUGGGAAUCCCGGAGGGACAUCCAUGAACGACUUCAUGCACGGUCCCCCCCAGCUCUCGCACCCACCGGACAUGCCCAACAACAUGGCCGCCCUCGAGAAACCCCUCAGUCACCCCAUGCAGGAAACUAUGCCCCACGCUGGCAGUUCUGACCAGCCCCAUCCCUCCAUACAACAAGGUUUGCACGUACCACACCCCAGCAGCCAGGCAGGGCCUCCAUUACAUCACAGUGGGGCUCCUCCUCCUUCCCAGCCUCCCCGGCAGCCACCACAGGCCGCUCCCGGCAACCAUCCACACAGCGACCUGACCUUUAACCCCUCCUCAGCCUUAGAGGGUCAGGCCGGAGCACAGGGAGCAUCCGACAUGCCGGAACCUUCACUGGAUCUACUGCCGGAACUCACAAACCCAGAUGAGCUUCUCUCCUACCUGGACCCCCCCGACCUCCCAAGCAAUAGCAACGAUGACCUCCUGUCUCUCUUUGAGAACAACUGAAGGCCACUCUCCACUGGGGCCAUCCCUCCCCACUCUGCCUCCUACCCCAGCUAUCCCACAUCCUUUUCCUCCCAGGAGCCCAUGCUCAGGCCUCCCACACCAGGACCUCAGGCUGAGAGCUGAGCAGAGCACACUAGGCAGGGAAAGCCAUGUGGGUCUCCAGUCCUGUUUGCCUGAAUGCUCCGGGAUCUGUGCCUAGAGCAAGCCUGAAGACGGCCCCUGGAAGACAAACCCAAGCUGAGGGAAUCCAGGCCCAGCAAGAGACAUGCCAAUGGCGACUGUAGGUCCCUCCAUGUGUGCUGACUCCAGACGACUGACCUUCCAGUGUCCCAAAGUUCUUCCAUGUUUUUAAACCUUAUCCCCGCCUCUUGGCCCAGAGCCUCCUUCAGAUGACUGGAACCCGAGAGAAGCCUGUGCUUCGGCCCCCAGGCCAGGGUAGUGGACAAGCCUUGGAGGAGUGGUGACAGUUUGCAGCAGUGAGGAAGGACACACACACACACACACACACACACACCACAGAAAAGCACAACCCUCUGGGGAGGAGACCAUCCCUCAGGGCCAGGGGUCGUGGCUUUGGCCUCUGACUUCUAAGCCAAGAUGCCCUGUAAACACUCUCUCAGUAGAACAAGGACAGAGUGCUGUGUCUGAGAGAGCAUGCCACACCUUGUAGGGACUGGCAGGAAACAGGUCAGGGCCUUCUCAGGAGCCAAAACAAUGCAGAGGAGGGCUCCUUCACUCAGACCAGGGCCAUGCCUUGCAGGGAGCAGAGAGCGAGCAUGUGCACCACACCAAAGGGGGCCCUCCGUUAGAGGCCAGGGGACAAUGCCAGCCAGAGCCCCACAGAAGCAGCCAGGGCCUUGCAGCUUUGCCCCAAGCCAAUCCCUGCUUUUAAAUGACCCGAAGCAAGGAGCUCUGAAGUCACAGAAGGAAAGGAACAUUGCAUCUGGACAGCAAGCAAGCCAUUUCCCCCGUGUUCUCUUUCCUUCCUCCUACCCAUACUUCCUUCUCUGAAACUGUUCCAUGGGACCCACUUCCCUCUGGGUUCUCCUUUCCCCAGACAGCUGUAGGGACACAUGGUAGGGAAGCAGCAUGGGCCCCCGGGGAAACGACUCCACAGCAGGGCCUUCAUGGAUCUCCAAGUCUCUCAGUCUGGUCCAGCAGGUUCUCUGCUCAAAGCUGCCUGUCUCCAGCGCAGACCUUUGCUGGGUGCACCAGAGCAUCUCAGCAGGCAGGUGUUUUGUGGCAUUUAUGGCCUGUCACUCCCUGUAUUUCUCCCUCCACCCAGAGCUCGCUCCACACUCCUGCUCACCCAGCAAGUGCAGCCUCUGGCCCUCCUCUGCUUUUUCACUCCAUCCAGCUUAGAGUCCCCUGCUGACUUGUCAUUCGCCUCCUUUGUGCCAGGCUGGUCUGUGUCCCCCUGAGCCUCAUGGCCUACGGUGAUGCCCGUGGUGAUGCCAGGUUGUCCACUCACAUGAGUCCCAUCUGUAAAUUCUUUGCUCCCUUCUCCUAUGCUGCCACCCAAGGCCCUCUCCUGCCUCCUGUCCACUGCCAGCGUCCUCAUUUGUCAUCGGUCAUUAGCCUCCCUCUGUGCUCCCUGGCACUCUUAAUAUAGAUUGAACCAGAAAGGUGACCCCUAGCUGUUGACUUAUUGUCACCCUAAAAAAAAAAAAAAAGGCACAAGGAAAGCUGCCACCUCCCCACCCCUGUUCUUCCUUUGUCCUGUUGUUAAGGUUUUUUCAAGCAGUGUGUUCAGUAUGCAAAUCAAUUAUUUUAAGAAUCGCUUUUGUAAAUAUCUUUGUGAAUAUUUUAGUAUUGUCUUUGAUAAUAUUCAACAUUUUCAUGACCUGGUUAUAGCCUUUGCUGGUGUUUUUAAAAUAUCUUGACUCAGUGACAAAACCCGAGUCCUUUUUUAAAAAAACAAAAACAAACAACAAAAACAAACAAAAAUCAACCAGGGCUAUUUGUACAGAUGAGAGAGGAGCAGAAGAGGCGGCUGUGCUCAAGUUGAGAGACCAGGCAACCCACUGUUGAGAACCACUCUCAGUCAGCUGGUAGGGACAACAUUACACCAGGUACCCCGUGGCUAUCCCUACCCAGUGUCUGUGUCCUGGCACAGAGCCGUGCUCUGUCGGACUGUACGGAUUGUUCAGCUUCAGACUGACAAAUGCCUUUCUCACAAGUUCCUGCUUCUUGCCGUGAUACUGUGCCCCAGAACAGCCUGGGGUCCCUGCUAGUUCCUGUCAAGGCAUGCCCAGGUUCUCCACAGCUUUCCAGUGCAAAAGGCCUAGACACUCCCUGUAGCCCAGCCUCUCUGGUCAUCUCUCGGUUCACACCUGAGGCUGAUUUCCUAAGGCUCCCCACCAGCAAGUUCACCUGAAGCCCACACUCCGGAAAUGUCUCCUUCCAAGAGAAAUGUUGGAGCCGAUCCAGGGUUUGAGAGAGCUACAAAGACAUUGGGGGCUGGAACCAUGCCUUGGUAGUGACAGACGCAGGUAAAGGUGACAUCCAUUAACAGAGGCAGGCCUAGGCUCUGGAAAGAUCCUCAGUCCUUUCUGACAACAACUUGGAGCCAUAGUAACCUCCGAAAUGAGGUCUCAGCAAGCCACUUUACCACAACGAGCAACCCACCCAUAGGCACGUACCAGCCGCCACUCAGCUAAGCGGCUGGACUGGGAGAGAGCAUGCGCAGAUGGGAAAGGCCCCCGCCCCCCCGCACAGGCGAUCACCCUCAUCUUCUUGGUUUGAAGCUUUAUUCAUGUCUCACGUAUCCUGUAGCCAUUUUAUUUUUUAAAAGAUUCCUAAUACUUUCUCCCUAACGGAAGCCCUAAAUCCCAGAGAGCUACAGGUCUGCUCCCCAUGGGCCCUCGGGCCUGACCAAUCCAGACAAGGCAGUGAGCAGCAGCGACUCAAGGGACGUAUGUACAUAUGUAAAUGAGAAAUAGACAUGUCAACAAGAUACAUUCAUUUCUCCCGGAAUGUGUAUUGUUUUUAUUUUACAAAACAGAAAAACAACAAAAGGCUUGGAACUCCUUCAUUCUACGUGGAAUACUAGAUCCCGUUUGUUAGCCUUCGUGACUCCGUCCUUGUCUCCUGUAAUAUACUGACCCUGUGUGCAGAGGCGUUUCUGUUCCCUUUUGUUUUUAUUUUUACCUACAUGUACUAUUUACCUUCUGUGUCCUGGCCCUGCCACCUGUGUAUUUUUAGGGUGCUAUGGAAACAAUGAAGAGAAACGGGGAUUUCAGAAGAAAAUUGUAACCAAAUUCAUAUACUUUGUAUAAGUUUUUGAUAUCAUGAUCACAGGUGAUUCACACGUACACACAUCCACACCCACACGUGCAGCCUGAAGUGACGUCCACAGAACCCGCCCUUGUCUUUGUACAUCGUAUGUACACUGCAAUCAUUUCAUACUUUUGACUGGUCAGAAAAAAAAAAAACUAAUUGUGAUUUCUAGUCUUGCAAAGCUGUAUGCAGUUAGAUGAUGUGACCUCUAAUAUUUAUCUAAUAAAUAUGUAUUCAGAUGAAACCUGUA